Pan troglodytes (chimpanzee) is the source of this 1995-nucleotide messenger RNA. It is a transcript of the gene LAMTOR5, whose product is annotated as late endosomal/lysosomal adaptor, MAPK and MTOR activator 5. The record is from RefSeq and is a predicted model, not a curated record. The coding region runs from base 1200 to 1721 and encodes 173 amino acids. NCBI's taxonomy places the organism in Eukaryota, Metazoa, Chordata, Mammalia, Primates, Hominidae. Gene Ontology annotation, molecular function: guanyl-nucleotide exchange factor activity. Gene Ontology annotation, biological process: positive regulation of TORC1 signaling; negative regulation of apoptotic process; cellular response to amino acid stimulus. The transcript has 4 exons. Gene Ontology annotation, cellular component: cytoplasm; Ragulator complex; lysosome.
GUGGGGUGGCGGGUCCCUGUAGUCCUAGCUUCUUGGGAGGCUGAGGUGGGAAGAUCGCUUGAACCUAGAAGGCUGAGGCUGGACUAAGCCAUGAUAGUGCCACUGCACUCCAACCUUAAUCCACAAUUAAGAUACAGCUAUAAAAUGGAAUAUUUUGCAACUAUUACAAAGGAUGUAAGUGAAAACUUGACAUGGAAAGACAUUUAUUCUAAACUCUGAAAAGAAGGCCAGCUACAGAAUUGUAUCUCCAGUAUGUAUGUCAAUAUUGCUUACAAAAAAAAAAAAAAAAAAAACAACAAAAAACCAUGCUGGGCGUGGUGACUCAGCCUGUAAUCACAUUUUGGGAGGCUGGAGUGGGAGGAUCUGUUGAAGCAAGGAGUUUAAGACCAGCCUGGACAACACAGCGAGACCCCCAUCUCUACAAAAAACGUAAAAAUUAGCCAGGCAUGAUGGCUCGAGGCUGUGGUCCUAGCCAGUCGAGAGGCUGAGAGGUGAGGAUAGCUUGAACCCAGGACGUCGGGGUUGCAAUGAGCUAUAAUCGUUCUACUGCACUACAGCCUGGGUAACAGAGCAAGACCCUGUACCCCAAAAAAUUUAUUUUAAAAAGGCAAACGAAAAAACAUUAAAAGUAUACAUUUACAAAGACAACUAUCUGAAAGGAUAUUCUCCAAGAAGUUAAAAGUCAUCUUUGGACAGUGGGGCCAUAGGUGUUUUCCUAUUUUUACCAGCUUUAUAAUUAAUUUUUAAAAGUUAUUUUCAAGUAGUCCUACCCAGUCUUCCUUACGAGUUAGGACUCAAAUGCCACUCUCUUCCCCUAAACUGUCCUGAGUCCCCUCACCAUAAUAAGCACCAAUGUCUUCGUUAAAAUCCCGACACUGCCAACACUCAGCUAGGGGGUUGAACCUUGCUCCAUCUCGUCCUUUAGUCCCUGUGUGCGUCUUUCCCCCUACAAGCCUAUUGACCCCCUCCAAGAGGUCCCGUGUCUUCCCCGUACUUGCCCCACAGGCUAGAUCAGACCCUGUCUGACCCCUGGGUUAUUGUAAAACUUAAGAUCUGUCCCCUAGGUCUUGGAGUCGGUUGAACUAGGGUCCAAAGGUUAAAAAACACUGACACAAAAUGCCAGGCCACGAACUGAAGCACUGAAGCCCGGCUGCAGACCUCUCCCGAGAGGGGAAUAAUCCGUGCCAGCCGGUUCCGCCAUGGAGCCAGGUGCAGGUCACCUCGACGGUCACCGCGCGGGGAGCCCAAGCCUUCGUCAGGCUCUGUGCGGCGGAAGCGCAGUGAUGUUUUCCAGUAAAGAACGCGGACGUUGCACCGUGAUCAAUUUUGUCCCUUUGGAGGCGCCGUUACGGUCCACGCCCCGCUCGCGUCAAGUGACUGAGGCCUGUGGUGGAGAAGGACGUGCCGUGCCGCUGGGUUCUGAGCCGGAGUGGUCGGUGGGUGGGAUGGAGGCGACCUUGGAGCAGCACUUGGAAGACACAAUGAAGAAUCCCUCCAUUGUUGGAGUCCUGUGCACAGAUUCACAAGGACUUAAUCUGGGUUGCCGCGGGACCCUGUCAGAUGAGCAUGCUGGAGUGAUAUCUGUUCUAGCCCAGCAAGCAGCUAAGCUAACCUCUGACCCCACUGAUAUUCCCGUGGUGUGUCUAGAAUCAGAUAAUGGGAACAUUAUGAUCCAGAAACACGAUGGCAUCACAGUGGCAGUGCACAAAAUGGCGUCUUGAUGCUCAUAUCUGUUCUUCAGUAGCCUGUCAUAGGAACUGGAUCCUACCUAUGUUAAUUACCUUAUAGAACUACUAAAGUUCCAGUAGUUAGGCCAUUCAUUUAAUGUGCAUUAGGCACUUUUCUGUUUAUUUAAGAGUCAAUUGCUUUCUAAUGCUCUAUGGACCGACUAUCAAGAUAUUAGUAAGAAAGGAUCAUGUUUUGAAGCAGCAGGUCCAGGUCACUUUGUAUAUAGAAUUUUGCUAUAUUCAAUAAAUCUGUUUGGAGGAAAAUGGA